AUGGCUCUCCGCCUCCUCUUCACCGGCUUCCUCGCGCUGCUGUGCGCCCAGCUGGCUGAGCUUGCUGGCGUCUUUGAGCUUCAAGUGCACUCCUUCACCACCAGCAGCCUGUGGAGCUUCUGCCACGGCGGCCAGCCCUGCCGCCUCUUCUUCCGCGUCUGCCUGAAGCACGCCCAGGCCGUGGUUUCUCCAGAGCCCCCCUGCACCUUUGGGGCAGCCUUGAGCGACAUCGUCCCUGCUGACCGCAACGCCGUGGCCACCAGCGGGCCCAUCCGGGUCCCUUUCCACUUCAAGUGGCCGGGCACCUUUUCCCUCAUUAUUGAAUCUUGGAGGGCAGAAUCAGGAGAGCCAUCGACAGAGGAUGCCCAGAGGUUGAUCAGUCGCUUGGCUACGCGCCGCCGCUUGGCCGUGGGCGAGGAUUGGUCGCAAGAUGUCCAGCUGGGAGACCAGAGCGAGCUGCGCUACUCCUACCACGUCACCUGCGACGAGCACUACUAUGGGGAAAGCUGCUCAGAGUACUGCCGGCCACGGGACGAUACCUUUGGGCACUACACCUGUAACGAACUGGGCAGCCGAAUCUGCCUGGCAGGGUGGCGGGGCGAAUACUGCUCUGAGCCAAUUUGCCUGCCUGGCUGCAGCAACAGCCAUGGGUACUGCGAGAAGCCUGGAGAGUGCAAGUGUCGCAUUGGUUGGCAAGGGCACCUGUGCGACGAGUGCGUCCGCUACCCAGGCUGCCUCCACGGCACUUGCGUGCAGCCGUGGCAGUGCACCUGCCAAGAAGGCUGGGGCGGUCUCUUCUGCAACCAAGACCUCAACUACUGCACCAACCACAGCCCGUGCAAGAAUGGCGCCACCUGCAGCAACACAGGCCCAGGGAGCUACACCUGCAGCUGCCGGGCUGGUUUCGCGGGGACGAAAUGCGAGAUGGAGACCAACGAAUGCGACAGCAACCCUUGCAAGAACGGAGGCAGCUGCAACGACUUGGAGAAUGACUACAAAUGCACCUGUCCUCAAGGUUUUUACGGCAAGAACUGCGAAGUCAGUGCUAUGACCUGCGCCGAUGGGCCUUGUUUCAACGGCGGGACCUGCGUGGAGAAACGGAUCGGCGGCUACACUUGCCACUGCCCAAUGAAUUACCACGGUUCCAAUUGUGAGAAGAGGAUAGACCGGUGCAGUAACAACCCGUGUUUGAACAGUAAGUGUUCCUUUCCUCUCUGCAGUGUUUCAUCGUGCUAA
Lacerta agilis (Sand lizard) is the source of this 1236-nucleotide messenger RNA. It is a transcript of the gene DLL3, whose product is annotated as delta like canonical Notch ligand 3. Gene Ontology annotation, biological process: establishment or maintenance of epithelial cell apical/basal polarity; multicellular organism development; heterophilic cell-cell adhesion. The transcript is spliced from 6 exons. The record is from RefSeq and is a predicted model, not a curated record. Gene Ontology annotation, cellular component: plasma membrane; protein-containing complex. Lineage: Eukaryota; Metazoa; Chordata; Lepidosauria; Squamata; Lacertidae. Gene Ontology annotation, molecular function: calcium ion binding. Bases 1 to 1236 code for a protein of 411 amino acids.